UCCUUGGGAGCGGGUGCCGGUUCGCGGGAUCCUCCCGCAACACCCGCGGGGAGCCGCCUCGGAGAGGAGGACGGGUCCCAGGGUCUCCCCACAGCAUCCCUGGGAGCGGGACCCAGUCUCGGCGGUGUCUCCGCAGCAUCCCUGGGGAGCAGCCCCGGCGGGAUCUGGACCCAGAGACCCUUCCAGCGGCCCCGGCGAGGGCUGCGGAACAGGGGUCCUUCCCGCAGCAUCCCUGGGAGGGGGUCCUGUUCUCCCUCCCGCGGUCCCUCCCGCAGUAUCCCCCGGUCCCGUCCCCCCGCCCCCGCCGCGGGUCCCUCCCACAGCAUCCCCGGGUCCGGGUCCCCCCCCCGCCCGGUGACGCGCGCGGCGCGGCGGUGUCCGGGGGGCGGCGGGCAGGGGGCGGCGGGCGCUGCGGGCAUGGCCUGGCCGUGCAUCAGCCGCGUGUGCUGCCUGGCGCGGUUCUGGAGCCAGCUGGACAAGUCGGACCUGUCCGUGCCGCUCACCAUCCACAACUACUCGGACAUCGAGGAGCCCGAGCCCGGCGCCCGCCCCUCCGCCGCGGAGCCCCGCGAACCUCCGGGCGCCCGCAGGAAGGGCCGCACCGCCGCCGCCGCCGCCGCCGCCGCAGAGCCCUUCUCCGCCGAGACCCAGUACCGGCGCGACUUCCGAGCGUGGCCGCUGCCGCGGAGGGGCUCCUGCCCGGGCCGCGCCGCCUGCGCCCUCCCCGGAGCCCCCGCGCCGCCGCCGCUGCGACCGCGGUGGCAGCAGGACAGCGGGCACACCACCUGCUACCGGCAAGAAUAUCGCCCAUGGACUGGAGCAAAACCAUCCAAGCCUAUAAAGACAAAGCAAGGCUUCAUUAUCCCAGAAGACCAUUUUGUUCAAGAGACAAGCUACAAGGCAGAUUUUAAGGCGCCGUCACGGAUCCUCAACGUGUGAACCUGGACUCUCCUCACACCCAGGCAGCUUAAACGUGGCGUUUCGGUUCAGAUGUAUCACUAUGCAAUUUUCAUGAGGAGAGUUAAGAUCAAAGAACUGGUGUUAUCAAAAGCAGCUCCAGUGAUUAAUGAUACACACGCAUAUUUUCUGUUAACACAACAACCCCCACAAUGCUUGGUUCAAAGCUGGCAAAACACGCUGUGGGGAGUGACCUAGUUUCUCACAGGAGCAGGUUCAUCUCUGUGCCAGCUGGCAUCACGUUAGGAGAUUGACUUUGGGCAGCAUUGCAGGCAACAUCCCUACGCUUAACUGCAGCGGGUGGGAGGGGAACAAUCGCAAGCGGGAUGGAUAAUUAAAACCAAAAAGAGUCUUAUUUAAAUAGCAGCACCCUCUAAGUAGGCCACCGAAAGGCAGGGAAGAGUCUGGCUGACUCCUGAGCAUCUCUGGGGGCUUUGGAAAUAGGACCUCAAAUGGCGUCACCAGAAACCAUAGCGUCAGCGGGGCUGGCCUGAGCUUCUAGGGUUGUUUUAGAGGCUUGAGGAAGCCAACAGCAUGGAACUCCGAAAUGAAUGUGGCACAUGCAGUGUCUUGGGGAUUUGAGGCUGGAAAGCUGGUUGUUUCCCACAUUGGUGGGCUGAGGCAGGAGUGAGAGGGGGCUGAGCUUGGGGAAACAGCCCUGACAGCAACACACCAGUCUGGUUUGAGAGGGAGUGCGUGGACGGAGUCAGCUGGGCUCCCAAGAGCCUCCGGGGGGGAUCUAAGAUGUACUCGUGUCAUUUGUAUAGCUGCUAGGAGAAGUGUAAAUAUUGUAUAUGGAUUUUACCUAAAGCAACUUGGGGUCCUUUAAUGAAAAGGACAUGCUUAUACUUUUAAUAAAUGUUAACUCUUUGCAUAUGCAAGGUGACAAAUAUUGCCUUGAAAUUCCUCAAUUAUUGCCUGUAUAUUGGUAAUGCUCAUGCAGCAAAUGUUAUUUAGAAAUUCUUCUUAAAGAAAAAUGUAACGUAGAAUGUAAAACAUCCUUCAUUUUUAAGACAGGCCAUUCUAAGUCAUUGUUCUGAAGCUGAUUUUUUUAGAUUGGUGCGCAUUUCAUUUUUGCUGGGGUACACGUGUUUUAAGAAAUCAUUUUUUAGUCUUUGUCCAUCGAGACUGCAGUAGGUUUACAGUUUCUGUCUCAACGACUUAUGCAAUAUAAUUAGUCUGCUGCUUAUUUCAUGAUUUUACUCAUUAUUUUGGGGGAAAAAAAAAAAAAGAAAAAAAUUUUCUUCAUGUGUUUCAGCAAACUACAAACGUAUGUGUUGCUGAUAACUCCUGUAAGCACAAUUUUUGAACUCUUGGCAUGCGGAUUGCAACAAGACAUUGCCAAACGCAACCACAAGAGUGGGUAACAUCUGCAAUGAGCUGCAAGGGUUUGGGACAAGGGGUGGCACUUCCCACAUUCAUCACAGAAUGGUUGGGUUGAAAUAGACCUCAAAGCCUAUCCAGUUCCACCCUCUGCCAUGGGCAGAGGCACCUCCCACUGGAUGAAGAGAUCGUAAGGUCCAUCCAACCUGGCCUUGCACCCCUCCAGGGAUGGGGCAGCCUGGGCUGGGGCCUCACCACCCUCACAGCAAAACAUUUCUUCCUAAGAUCUGGUCUAACCUCUCCUCUUUUAGUAGAAAACCAUCAUCCCUUGUCCUAUUGCUACAGGCCCUGCUAAAAAGCUUUUCCCCAUCUUUCUGCUCAGCCCCCUUUAAAUAUUGACAGGCUGCAAUAAGGCCUCCUCAGAGUCUUCUCCAAGUUGAACAACUCCAACUUUCUCAGCCUCUUUUCAUCCUUGGACCCAGAGGAAUCUACUUUAAAACCAGGGCUUGCCAAAACAACUUUUCAGGAGAUUCAUUUUUCAGGAAAUUCACAUGAAACAUUCAAAACUGUAUCGGAGGUUUUUGCAUGUUCGAUGUUUCUAAGAAUUCAAUCUGCUUGUUUAAUCUCUUUCUAAUGUUUUUAAAAGUUUUGUUCAAACAACUUAAGUUCAUGUCAAUCCUGGACUUUAUUAACAGAAAAAAAAAAAAAGUAAAACAGAAAAAGCAAAAAGGAUAAAUUGUCUAUUCAGUUUCUCUUCUUGACUUACUGUAUUUCUUAAAAAAAAAAUAAUCAACCCAGUUAUAAGCACUCUGGUGAUAUAAUGAGCUUGUAUUUUACCAAAUGGACUGGAUUUAAUUUAAUAAAUUAAAAUGUAUUUUGGCUAUUGUUUCUU
Messenger RNA from Cuculus canorus (common cuckoo), 3172 nucleotides. It is a transcript of the gene MAP6D1, whose product is annotated as MAP6 domain containing 1. Gene Ontology annotation, cellular component: cis-Golgi network; Golgi-associated vesicle; microtubule. The transcript is spliced from 3 exons. The record is from RefSeq and is a predicted model, not a curated record. Bases 418 to 939 code for a protein of 173 amino acids. NCBI's taxonomy places the organism in Eukaryota, Metazoa, Chordata, Aves, Cuculiformes, Cuculidae. Gene Ontology annotation, biological process: regulation of microtubule cytoskeleton organization; cytoskeleton-dependent intracellular transport; microtubule cytoskeleton organization. Gene Ontology annotation, molecular function: calmodulin binding; microtubule binding.